GUUAGCUUAUGAUUUCAUCAGAACCUCCUUCUCAGGCAGCCCAUUGCAUUAGACGACGGGUUCGGGUUUUGAAACCUUCAAUUUUGUUCGAGGCGUCCAGAUUAUCCAUACCACCAAGCAACAACUCCGAUACACAAUUGUCACUUACACAGCAUAUCUCACGAAUAUUACCAUAAAUCGAUCGAUCUUGGUCUCCUCAUCACAAUCACAAUGGCGCCGAGGAAGCGCGCUCGGGCUAGCACCCAAACUGUUGCGACACCAACUCCUGCGCGAGAUGACGAUGCAAUGGACGUUGACACUCCCCAGACUGGUGAUAAUGAAGGUUCUAGCGAGACAAAGGAGCAACAGCCAGACAAUAACUACAAUGAUCUUUGGACGGAUGAUCAAGUGGCUUCAUUAUUCAAGGGUGUCAUUCGCUGGAAACCAGCUGGCAUGCACAAGCACUUCCGAAUGAUAGCAAUUUCGGAGCACUUGCGGAACCAUGGUUUCGACCCUGAUUUUUACCAACACACACGCAUUCCGUAUAUUUGGCAAAAGCUCCGAACAUACUACAAUCUUGAGGUCAUUGAUGAAAGAGAGAACUUCGACGAUGACGAGAGCGAAUACAACGAGUUCUCUUUGCCAAGAGCGCAAUUCUUUGAUGCCAUGAUGGCCCGAGCCGCAGCCGACCCCAGCGAAGCUCCAACAUCACCACCCCAGCUCGAACUUUCUCCGGCACCUUCACCCGCCAAGAAGCGCAAGCGAGGUGAUACGAAAACAAGAGGCACAUCGGUAGAAGAUACGGAGGAGGGUACAGAUGCCCCAUCACCAGCGCCCAAGUCCAAACGAGGCGCUUCGCGACAAAAGAAGAAAGCGACCCCGGCCAAGGCUGAGAAGCAAGAAAAGGCCGAGACCACAGAAGAGGAAGAAGAAGAGGAGGAGGAAGGGGAGAGCGAAGAAGAAGAAAGCGAGAGCUCUUCUAGUGAGGAAGAAGAGAGUGCUGAAGAGAGCGAAACACAAGUAUCAAAGUCCACACGAGGUGCCAAGAAGGGCCAAAAGGCUAAGACUACUAAAGCAAAGGCAAGACCAAAAAGGAGACGUUAACUUGAGAAUUAACUGGUAUGAUGCAAACGAUAGAUGGGGCGGUUCGGAUACCCUUAGGCAUGGGAGUCACAAUAAGUAUUUAUUCACAU
This is a messenger RNA of Fusarium oxysporum Fo47, 1172 nucleotides long. Its product is annotated as chromatin modification-related protein EAF7-domain-containing protein. Gene Ontology annotation, cellular component: NuA4 histone acetyltransferase complex; nucleus. The coding region runs from base 211 to 1083 and encodes 290 amino acids. The record is from RefSeq and is a predicted model, not a curated record. Gene Ontology annotation, biological process: regulation of transcription by RNA polymerase II. The transcript is spliced from 2 exons. NCBI's taxonomy places the organism in Eukaryota, Fungi, Ascomycota, Sordariomycetes, Hypocreales, Nectriaceae.